GGGUUCUGAGCGGCGGUCCGUCAGGCCCGGCCCCUCCCCUCCCCCCCUCGCCCCCGCCCCGUCGCCAUGAGCGGCUCCAAGCCCGACAUCCUGUGGGCCCCGCACCAGCUGGACAGGUUCGUGGUGUGCGACUCGGAGCUGAGCCUGUACCAGGUGGAGCCGGCGGGCGGCUCGGAGCUCAAGGCCGGCUCCCUGCGGCUCUCGGAGGACACGGCGGCCACGCUGCUCUCCAUCAACUCGGAGACGCCGUACAUGAAGUGCGUGGCCUGGUACCUGAGCUACGACCCCGAGUGCCUGCUGGCCGUGGGCCAGGCCAACGGGCGCGUGGUGCUCACCAGCCUGGGCCAGGACCACGGCUCCCGCUGCAAGGAGCUGAUCGGCAAGGAGUUCGUGCCCAAGCACGCGCGGCAGUGCAACACGCUGGCCUGGAACCCGCUGGACAGCAGCUGGCUGGCCGCCGGCCUGGACAAGCACCGCGCCGACUUCUCCGUGCUGAUCUGGGACAUCUGCAGCAGGUACAGCCCCGAGGCCGCCGUGGCGCCCGAGAAGCUGAGGCUCUCGGCCGGGGAGCCCGACGCCGGCGUGGUGGUGACCAAGCCCCUGUACGAGCUGGGCCAGAACGACGCCUGCCUCUCCCUCUGCUGGCUGCCGCGGGACCAGAAGCUGCUGCUGGCCGGCAUGCACAGGAACCUGGCCAUCUUCGACCUGCGCAACACCAGCCAGAAGAUGUUCGUGAACACCAAGGCCGUCCAGGGCGUCAUGGUGGACCCCCACUUCCAGGACCGCGUGGCCUCCUUCUACGAGGGCCAGGUGGCCAUCUGGGACCUCCGCAAGUUCGAGAAGCCCGUGCUGACGCUGACGGAGCAGCCCAAGCCCCUGACCAAGGUGGCCUGGUGCCCCACGAGGACGGGGCUGCUGGCCACGCUCACGAGGGACAGCGACAUCAUCCGGCUGUACGACAUGCAGCACACGCCCACGCCCAUCGCCGACGAGACGGAGCCCACCAUCAUCGAGCGCAGCGUGCAGCCCUGCGACAACUACAUCGCCUCCUUCGCCUGGCACCCCACCAGCCAGAACCGCAUGAUCGUGGUGACGCCCAACCGCGCCAUGUCCGACUUCACCGUGUUUGAGCGCAUCUCCCUGGCCUGGAGCCCCGUCACCUCGCUGAUGUGGGCCUGCGGCCGGCACCUCUACGAGUGCACCGAGGAGGGCGGCGACCCCGCUGCGGACAAGGACAUCGCCACCAAGAUGCGCCUGCGGGCUCUGUCCCGCUACGGCCUGGACACCGAGCAGGUCUGGAGGAACCACGUGUUGGCCGGCAACGAGGACCCCCAGCUGAAGUCCCUCUGGUACACGCUCUACUUCAUGAAGCAGUACACGGAAGACUUGGACCCGAAAUCUCCAGGCCACAAAGGGUCGCUGGUUUAUGCCGGCAUCAAGACCAUCGUGAAGUCAUCUUUGGGCAUGGCAGAGACUGGCAGCAGACACCCCUGGAGCGGGGCGCCCGAGAAGCCCGGCGAGGGCCCGAGCCUGAGCGAAGAGAGAAUCCUGGCCUUGCAGCUCUGUGGCUGGAUAAACAAGGGGACGGACGUGGACGUGGGACCCUUCCUCAGCUCCCUCGUGCAGGAGGGAGAAUGGGAGCGAGCGGCCGCCGUGGCCUUGUUCAACCUGGACAUCCGGCGCGCCAUCCAGAUCCUGAACGAGGGGGCCUCCUCUGAGAAAGGGGACCUGAACCUCAACGUGGUAGCCAUGGCGCUGUCGGGGUACACAGACGAGAAGAACUCCCUCUGGAGGGAGAUGUGCAGCACCCUGCGGCUGCAGCUCAGCGACCCCUACCUCUGCGUCAUGUUCGCCUUUCUGACAAGCGAGCCCGGCUCCUAUGACGGCGUCUUGUACGAGAGUAAGGUGGCGGUGCGGGACCGGGUGGCGUUCGCCUGCAAGUUCCUCAGCGAUGCCCAGUUGAAUAGAUACAUUGAGAAGCUGACCAAUGAAAUGAAAGAAGCGGGAAACCUAGAAGGAAUCUUACUGACGGGUCUAACAAAGGAUGGAGUCGAUUUAAUGGAAAGUUACGUGGACCGAACUGGAGACGUCCAGACCGCGAGCUACUGCAUGCUCCAGGGUUCUCCACUGGAUGUGCUUAAAGAUGAGAGGGUCCAGUACUGGAUCGAAAAUUACAGGAACUUGCUGGACGCCUGGCGCUUCUGGCACAAGCGAGCGGAAUUCGACAUUCACAGGAGUAAGCUGGAUCCCAGUUCCAAGCCCUUAGCCCAGGUGUUUGUGAGCUGCAAUUUCUGUGGAAAGUCCAUCUCCUACAGCUGCUCCGCUGUGCCCCACCAGGGCCGGGGCUUCAGCCAGUAUGGCGUGAGCGGCUCCCCGACCAAGUCCAAAGUCACAAGCUGUCCCGGCUGCCGCAAGCCCCUGCCACGAUGCGCCCUCUGCCUCAUCAACAUGGGGACGCCCGUGUCUAGCUGCCCAGGGGGAUCCAAGUCGGAUGAGAAAGUGGACCUCAGCAAGGACAAGAAGCUGGCCCAGUUCAACAAUUGGUUUACCUGGUGCCACAAUUGCAGGCACGGGGGCCACGCGGGCCACAUGCUCAGCUGGUUCAGGGACCACGCCGAGUGCCCUGUGUCCGCCUGCUCCUGUAAGUGCAUGCAGCUGGAUACCACGGGCAAUCUCGUUCCGGCAGAGACUCUGCAGCCCUAGCCUGGGCCCCUGCCCUGGGGGACGGGUGCCCCAGAACUUUCCCGCCCCACGAUCCUCCCGCCGGCCAGAGCCUCGCAGAGCUCCGGAACGCCUCCGAUGCCAGGCCAGAGCCAGGACCUUGUCAUGGGGGGGUGGCAAACACAGCUUCCCGGGGAGCCUCCGGCUCCAGGAGGGGCAGCCAGGCCUUUAGCCAGAGCCACCGCUGCCCCCCGGCCUUCUCCCCAUCACGGCCGCCGUGCACUCGCCAGCCGGGCACGGGGCCCGAACGGAACUUCUCUGCGAGAAAGCAGUCGUGAGGCGCCUGUAGUCAGGUGUGAGCGCUCCCUCCCUGGGAGGAUGGGAUUUGGCACCAGGGUCUCCCCACCAUCCCUGAUCAUGGUGGCCCUGCCCCCACCAGGUUGCCCUCUGCUCCGGGGGCCAGCGGCCGGUUCUCCCCUGCUCUGGAGCCUUGAGAGCAGAGGCUGCAGCUCCCACCAUGGACAGACUGAGGGAGAAGAUGCCCCAUCUGCUGCCAUCUCUCCUCAUGCCCACAGGGGACAGCUCCCUCUGUGGGCUGGGAAUUGGGGAGUGGGAUGACGUGGGCCGUGGUGGGCGAAGGGGAAUCGGCUUUACCGGCCGAGGCUGGAGGCCCGUGGGUCUCAGACUGCCCGGUACCGUCCUUUGCUGGGUCAGAAGUGCCGGGUUGGGGGGCUGGGCCGGCACAGCGCUGCUCCUGCAGCACGGCCCUCCCCAGAGGUAUUUAUACUUUUUGUACAGAAGUGGUUUUGUUAGUAAAGAUGGUGUGUUGUA
Molecule: messenger RNA, 3492 nt
Organism: Sarcophilus harrisii (Tasmanian devil)
Lineage: Eukaryota; Metazoa; Chordata; Mammalia; Dasyuromorphia; Dasyuridae
Gene: MIOS
Product: meiosis regulator for oocyte development
Exons: 10
Coding region: 67-2703 (878 amino acids)
Biological process (GO): positive regulation of TORC1 signaling; cellular response to amino acid starvation
Cellular component (GO): cytoplasm
Molecular function (GO): protein binding
Source: RefSeq, a predicted model, not a curated record